AUGCCUGCGCGCACUCGCCAUGCUGUAACCUCAACGGCCGAGGUCGUCGAGCCGGAGGAAGAACAAAAUGGACUCCACAAAUUGCGUUUCAAUGAGCCCUUAUCAUGGCGCGUGGGAAAAUCUGCCAUUCCCGUCGCCGAUCUAUUGAGCCGACUCCAGGUCCUUGCGCAUGAGCUAUCGACAACCGAACAGGACGAUAUCGACAAGGCUUCGUUGAAGAAGGUUUCUCAGGAGUUAGCAAAUGGUCAUCUGCUGGCUCACCGCGACAAGGGAGUACGAGCUUGGGUCACAAGUUGUAUCGUGGAUAUUCUACGUUUAUGCGCGCCAGAUGCCCCCUUUACCGGAAAUCAAUUAAAGGAUAUUUUUACAUGCAUCGUAACUUCCAUCAUUCCGGCUCUUGCAGACCCCUCGAAUGCCUACAACACACAGCAUAUCUAUGUCUUGAAUUCACUGGCUGAAGUCAAGAGUAUCGUCCUUUUGACCGAUCUUGACUCCCCCGAUGCUCUUAUAUUCCCUCUAUUCAACUCCUGCUUCGAUAUCGUGGAAGGAUCAUCCAAAUCCUCCACCGGAGAACAAGUCGCGAAGAAUGUAGAGUACGAUAUGACUCGGCUCCUGGUAACAGUUAUUGAUGAGUCGCCGACCUUGGCACCGGAAGUAGUGGACAUCCUAAUAACGCAGUUCCUUCGUGUCGAGCCGCGCGUUUUCGAGCCGUCUGGAAAGAAGGCCAAAAAGGUCGAAAUUGACCCCAACCAGGAUACUCUUCUUCUGAAAGAUUAUCCGGCAGCAUAUGAUAUGGCAAAGGCUAUCUGUCAUGCAUGUCCUGAAAAAAUGACAAGUUAUAUCAGCCAGUACUUCAAUAAUGUUAUCAUCGAUGCAUCUGCCCCGUCAGAGACGAUAAACGGGUCGAAAAACUCGUCAAACCGAAGGCACAGCUUGGACGAAUCGGACGACGAGACUGAAGAUAUUAAAGAGCUUGGAAAAGCCCACCGUUUAAUUAGAGAGCUAUGGCGUGCAUGUCCCGAUGUCUUGCAGAAUGUUAUUCCGCAAUUGGAAGCAGAACUAUCCGCAGAAUCGGUCUCUCUUCGUCUUCUUGCAACCGAAACCAUUGGUGAUCUUGCCGCCGGCAUUGGAUUAUCUGGUCCUCCUCCACCUCCCCCAAUGGACCCUGCACAAUAUCCACCUGUCACCCUACUCGGCUAUCCUGAAACGGUGCCCCAGUCGAAUGUACUUCAGAAACCAUUAGCACCGAAGCCUUUUGCCCAAGUGCAUUCAUCAGCAUAUGAGAGUUUCCUCAGUCGUCGCCAGGACAAAUCUGCUUCGGUCCGCUCAGCCUGGGCUACUGCUAUAGGACGCAUCGUGCGUACUUCUGCAGGUGGCUCAGGCUUGAGCGAGAGUGAUGAGCAGUCCCUGGUGAGAGGUCUGGCCAAUAUGCUCCGCGAUGCCGAUGACAAGGUGCGACUAGCUGGCGUGGAAGCUAUUGGGUCAAUGGGUUUCACAGACAUUGUGAAUAAAUUGGGCGUUGCUGGUGGCCUCGGAUCGGCGGACUCGGUCUUCUCUAUUCUUGCUGAACGUGUGAAAGAUCGUAAACCAGCUGUCCGUGACCGUGCCAUGAGGGUACUUGCAAGAAUAUGGGCAGUUGCUAUUGGUGAGAUUGAGGAAGGCAAUGAGCAAGUUCUGUCACUUCUCAAAGACGCACCAUCCAAGAUUUAUGACGCAUUCUAUACGAAUGACCCCGAGAUUCAAGCUCUCAUUGACCGCGUGCAGUUCGAGUACCUGCUUCCUAUUAGUUAUCCCGGCUCGAAGUCGAAGAAUAAGGGCAAGGAUGCUGAGGGUACGAUGGAUAGAGUUCGAGUACAGCGUAUUCUUACUCUGAUCAAGAAUCUCGAUGAAAAAUCCAAAAAGGUGUUCUUCGCAUUUCAGAAUCGACAAUUGAAUUUAAGAACCGCAUUGAGUGUGUAUUUACAGGCCUGCGAAGAAUACAAUGGUGGCGUCAUAGAGAAAGAUGAAGAGCGGAUCAAGGCUCAACUCGGUAGAGUUGUUGAUCUUGUCUCAAAGUCUCUUCCAGACAGCUCUCGUGUUUCGGCAGAUCUAUGGAAGUUUGCAAAAACACAUGACCGACGUAACUACCAGCUUAUACGCUUUGCCAUGGCGGCGCAAAGCGACUAUCGGACGGUAACCAAAGCCAUCAAAGAAUUAGCCAAGAGGAUACAAAGUGGAAACACUCCGUCUUUGCUAGAUACACUCACUCCGCUGCUCUAUCGCGCUAGCUCUCUUGUAUUCAAUAGGAGCCAUAUUCCGGCUAUUAUGGAAUUUUCACGAACCGACGAUAAGGGGUUAUCUCUGCCUGCGCAAGAAAUCCUGAAAGAAAUUUCAUCUCGUAAUCCUGAGGUGCUGGAGGCGCAAGUACAGGAGAUGUGCAGGGACUUGGAAGAGCAAGCCCCAAGCGCCAAAUCACCGGAUGACUUGGGAUCAGAGGAGAUUCUCAAAGCCUGUUCUGGUUUUGCUAAGAAGCUGCCUGAAAAACUCCCCAAAGAAAGGAAGUUCCUACAGGCUCUUAAUGCUUAUGCUCUAUACAGUUCAUCUCCCCGAGCCGCGAAGCAUGCUGUGUCAAUUAUUAUGGCCAUUGCCGACAAAAAGGAGAUGUACGCGAAAGAUCUCGUUCAGAAAUGUGUCAAAGAUUGCGAAUAUGGCUCGACUUACUUCUUGACGCGCUUAGCUACACUUGCGCAACUGAAUCUCCUUGCUCCUAAGGAAGUUGAUACCGAGAGUACUAAGAUUGUAUCCAUCGCAGUUGAUAAGAUCCUACUUGUGAAUCGAUCGAAGCAGCCGGAUUCGGGCUAUACUUGGUCAGAAGAGCUUGAUGAGGAGACGAAGGCUAAACAAUGGGCACUCAGAAUCAUUGUCAACCGACUGCGUGGAAAAGACGGCGCAGAUGAAGAAGAAUUUCAAAAGCUUGCUGAACCAGUUUAUACUAUCCUGAAUAAGCUUGUUGCUGGCGAAGGUGAAAUCUCAAAGAAGAAAGAUACGCCUGAUACCCAAAAGCCUCGUUUGCGUCUUGAUGCCGCUAAAUUGCUAAUGAAAUUAUCCGCCUCACAUGCGUCCUGCGACCAGCUCCUAUUACCAAAAGAUUUCAACUCACUCGCCCUGGUUGUCCAAGACCGCCUCCUGCCUGUAAGAUCCGGUUUCAUUAAUGGAUUACGAAAGAGAUUGUCACAAAAGUCUUUUCUGAGUGUCCGAUGGUAUACAUUACCGUGCCUACUUGCUUUUGAGCCUAGUGUCACCUUGAAGGACAGCACUCUUACGUGGCUUCGCUCGCGGGCAUCCAUAUUUUCUCGCCAGAUGCAAGCCAACAGCAAAGGCAAGGAGCAACAGCAACCUGUGAUGGAGUCUAUGUUUGCGCGCCUUCUCUCUUUACUCGCCUAUCAUCCCGAUUACCCUCCUGCCAGUGAAGACGCGAAAACUCGAAUCGCUGAACUAGCCGACUUUUCUCGAUAUAUCCUCUUCUAUCUGUCAGCAGUUGCGAAUGAGAACAACAUAUCUUUGAUUUUCCACGUGGCGCAACGAGUAAAACAAACGAGAGACGGCAUUAGCAAGUCUGAUGAGAUCACAGAGCGACUCCACACGCUGUCAGAUCUUGCUCAGGCGACGAUUCGUCGAUUCGCAGAGAUUUAUGCACAACAGAACCGACUUGGAGGCGUAACUGGCGGUGCAAGCAUUCUCCAGACAUACCCAGGAAAAUUGAGACUUCCCAGUUCACUGUUUGCCGCCAUGGCAAGCCAUAAAGAGGCACAAGAAGUCGCCGACAGGAAUUUCCUUCCAGAAGAUAUCGAAGACAACCUUGAUAGCAUUGUACGGGCGUGGAUGCGACCAAGGAAAUUGGCUCAGGUGGCUAUCGCCAGUAAGAAGAGGAAGAGUGAACAUGCCGAGACAAAUGGUGAGGGUGAAGCCAAAAAGCCCCGUAGGAAAUCUUCUACUGCUACGCGAAGAGUAUCUGCAUCCGCAACUACGAAGUCAACCCGCAAGAAGAAAACAGGAGAGGACGAAUGGGGCUCUGACUAUGAUGGAGACGAGAAGGCUCUCGCGGCGGAGCGAAGGCGAAGUGGCCGAGGUGCACCCAAGAAGAUUAGCUAUGCUGAUCGUGAUAGUGAUGAGGAUGAUCAAGAGAUGGAGGAGUUGAAUGAAGAUGGCGAGGAAGAGGAAGAAGAAGAUGAAGACGAAGGCAACAAAAGCGAGGCGGGAGACGCUGCCAGUGCGAAUGAUGACGAGGAAAUGAGCGAUGCACCGGAACAAGACAACGAGGAGCAAGAAGUAGCAGAAAAGCAAACGACAUUAAAGAGAAAGGCAGCCGCGAAGAAGGCAUUGUCUUCUGGUCCUACAAAACCCUCAAGAAUAGAGACAUUACCUGUGCGACGUUCGAGUAGACGCGGAUAA
This is a messenger RNA of Talaromyces marneffei, 4431 nucleotides long. RefSeq lists its product as uncharacterized. The coding region runs from base 1 to 4431 and encodes 1476 amino acids. The transcript has 3 exons. Gene Ontology annotation, biological process: mitotic sister chromatid cohesion; DNA repair. NCBI's taxonomy places the organism in Eukaryota, Fungi, Ascomycota, Eurotiomycetes, Eurotiales, Trichocomaceae. The record is from RefSeq and is a predicted model, not a curated record. Gene Ontology annotation, cellular component: nucleus; chromatin.